Nicotiana tabacum (common tobacco) is the source of this 889-nucleotide messenger RNA. NCBI's taxonomy places the organism in Eukaryota, Viridiplantae, Streptophyta, Magnoliopsida, Solanales, Solanaceae. The record is from RefSeq and is a predicted model, not a curated record.
GAUCUUGACAAUGCUAUUAUGGCGUUGAAUGAGAAAACUGUACAAGGGCCAAUGGGAGGUCCCUCAUGCAAGCUUCAGGUCGAAGUUGCUAGGCCAAUGGACAAGAACAGGAAACGAGGUCGUGAGGAUCCAAACAUGUCCAGUACCAUUGAGAGUCAUUCCAAGCUUUUGAAGGAUGAUCCAGAUGUUGAGAUGAUUAGGGCUCCUAAAUCAACUGCUCAACUGGAGAUGGAUUAUUCGGAUCCUUAUGAAGCUGCUGUAGUUGCAUUACCUGUGGUUGUCAAGGAGCGUUUAGUUCGGAUCUUGCGGCUUGGUAUUGCUACUAGAUAUGAUAUAGAUGUUGAAAGUUUAACCAGUCUUAAGAUAUUGCCCCAGUCAGCUGCCAUAUCUAUUCUUGACCAGUUCAUGUUGUCUGGAGCUGAUAUGCAGAACAAGGGAGGAUAUCUAGCUUCAUUAAUUUCUAAGCAGCAGGUUGAAAAACUGGGACCGAAACAAUUCGAUAGUAGGUCAAGGAUAGAAGAUGUUGGCUUGAGGGUGCCAGAACCAGACAGGUUCUCUACAAGAGUUCGUUUGCCAGAUCUAGAUUCAUAUGCCUCACGAGUACCCUUGCCCAUGCCUAGGACUGAUGUUUACACAUCUCACUAUUCAGCGUAUUUAGAUCCCCAUCUGUCUGGUCGGAUGACAGCAAAGAGGAUGGAGGAAGCAAGUUCCCAUUUGCAGGCGACUUCACUUCUGUCUAGUCGGGUGGCAACGAGGAUGGAGGAGGCAGGUUCCACUUUGCAGUCGCUCCUAUCUGGUGGGGUGACGACAAGAAGGAUGGAGGAAGCAAGUCCGAUUUUGCAGGCAACACUCCUUCCAUCUGGUCGGGUAUCAAGGAUGGAUGAAGCAA